AUGCUCGCGGCUGAUGGCAAUCCACCGGUGCGGGCCGACGUGAAGCGAUUCUACAAAGAGGUGGGCGUGGAGGAGAAGGACGAGGGAUCGUUUGCGGUGACGGUUGAUGGACGGGUGGUGAAGACUCCGAUGCGCGCUCCGCUCGUUCUGCCGUCCGAGGCCCUGGCUGUCGCUGUGGCACAAGAGUGGGAUGCGCAGCGGACCCACAUCGAGCCGCUCUUCAUGCCGCUGACCAAGUUUGCAUCAACCGUCCUCGAUCGCUAUCCCGAGGUCCGCGACAAGGUCACCAACAACCUCGUCAAGUACCUCGCCUCCGACUCGCUCGCGUUCCGCAACCAUAACCCGGGAUCGCUCGCCGCCCUGCAGCACAAGAAGUGGGACCCGGUUGUCGAGUGGGUCGGCCAGAACCACGGCGUGGUCCUCGAUGUUACAGACGGCCUCAUGCCGAGCCAUCCAGCGCAGUCGGCCGAGGCGCUGCGGAAGUACCUUGAUGCCCUCGACGACUGGCAGCUCGUCGGCUUUGACCGCAUCGCCGCAUCGACUCGCUCCGUCACACUCUCGCUCGCCCUCACCGAGGGCCAUCUGAGCCCCGAGCAGACGCUGGCCCUGUCCCGGCUCGAGGAGGAGUUCCAGACUGGCGUCUGGGGCGUGGUCGAGGGCGGCCACGACAUCGACGAGACCGUUGCAAUGGUUGAUCUCACCGCCACCGACGUUUACCUCCGCAUCCUGCAGCUUAGCCAGCCGUAA
This is a messenger RNA of Thecamonas trahens ATCC 50062, 747 nucleotides long. RefSeq names its product ATP synthase F1 complex assembly factor 2. NCBI's taxonomy places the organism in Eukaryota, Apusomonadida, Apusomonadidae. Gene Ontology annotation, biological process: mitochondrial proton-transporting ATP synthase complex assembly. The transcript is spliced from 2 exons. Gene Ontology annotation, cellular component: mitochondrion. Bases 1 to 747 code for a protein of 248 amino acids. The record is from RefSeq and is a predicted model, not a curated record.